CGAGUGCUGCCCCACUCCCGAGGCCGUGCGCGGCUCCUUUUGUCUGCCGCGUCCCCGCCGCCGCCGCCUGCCUCGGGCUCGCGCGCGGCCCCCGCCCCUCUCCUGCCCCCUCCCCUCCCCCCACCCCGAGCGGCGGGGCUGCGGCGCCGCAGCUGACUCGAGCGGCCGCCGCCGGGCGGAGGCUGCGCGUCGCAGACCUAGGCGGGCGGCCGGGCGGCGGCCCAGGGCGCGCGGCGAUGGCGGCGCAGGGCGGGCUGCGGCGGGCGCAGCGCGCGGCGCGGGGCUCGGGCUAGCUGCGGGGCCCGCCCGGAUGGCAGGCGGCGCGGGCUGGGCGGGCGCCCCCGCGGCUCUGCUGCGCUCCGUGCGCCGCCUGCGCGAGGUGUUCGAGGUGUGCGGCCGCGACCCCGACGGCUUCCUGCGUGUGGAGCGCGUCGCCGCACUCGGACUGCGCUUCGGCCAGGGCGAGGAGGUGGAAAAACUUGUGAAAUAUCUGGAUCCCAACGACCUGGGGAGAAUCAACUUCAAGGACUUUUGCCGUGGCGUGUUCGCCAUGAAAGGGUGCGAGGAGCUGCUGAAGGACGUGCUGUCCAUGGAGAGUGCAGGGACGCUGCCAUGUGCAUCAGAGAUCCCAGACUGUGUGGAGCAGGACAGUGAGGUUCCAGGCUCCACCUUUGCUGAUGGCGAGCUCAUCCCCAGGGAGCCUGUCGUCUUUCCUGAGGACGAGGAGGAGGUUAUGAUGACACUGGCCCCACCUGAGGGUUCCCAGGAGUCAGAUAUGGACAGCCCCAUGGAGAGCACCCAGAGCCUGGAGGGGUCUGUCGGGAGUCCUGCCGAGGACAAGGAGCGGGGUCUUGGGGGCCUGUUUCUGCCAGAGGACAAGUCCCUGGUCCACACUCCAUCCAUGACGACGUCAGACCUCUCCACACACUCCACCGCCUCGCUCAUCAGCAAUGAGGAGCAGUUUGAAGACUACGGGGAGGGGGAGGACGUGGACUGUGCCCCCAGCAGCCCCUGCCCCGACGAUGAGACCAGGACCAACGUCUACUCGGACCUGGGGUCUUCAGUGUCUUCCAGUGCGGGGCAGACGCCGAGGAAGAUGCGGCACCCCUACAACAGUGAGUUGCUGGACGUGUACUGCUCUCAGUGCUGCAAGAAGAUCAACCUGCUGAAUGACUUGGAAGCCCGCCUGAAAAACCUCAAGGCCAACAGCCCCAACCGAAAAAUCUCUAGCACAGCCUUUGGACGGCAGCUCAUGCACAACAGUAACUUCAGCAGCAGUAACGGCAGCACUGAGGACCUGUUCCGGGACAGCAUUGACUCCUGUGACAAUGACAUCACAGAAAAGGUGAGCUUCCUGGAAAAAAAGGUGACAGAGCUGGAGAAUGACAGCUUGACCAGUGGGGACCUGAAGAGCAAGCUAAAACAGGAGAACACACAGCUGGUGCACAGGGUGCACGAGCUGGAGGAGAUGGUGAAGGAUCAGGAGACCAUGGCUGAGCAGGCACUGGAAGAGGAGGCCCGGCGACAUCGGGAAGCCUACAGCAAGCUGGAGCGGGAGAAGAGCACUGAGCUGGAGCUGCUCAACACCAGGGUGCAACAAUUAGAGGAAGAAAAUACUGAGCUCAGGACGACGGUGACGCGGCUCAAGUCACAAACUGAGAAACUGGAUGAGGAGCGGCAGCGCAUGUCUGACCGGCUGGAGGACACCAGCCUGCGGCUCAAGGACGAGAUGGACCUGUACAAACGCAUGAUGGACAAGCUGCGGCAGAACCGCCUGGAGUUCCAGAAGGAGCGGGAGGCUACGCAGGAGCUCAUCGAGGACUUGCGCAAGGAGCUGGAGCACCUGCAGAUGUACAAGCUGGACUGUGAACGGCAGGGCAGGGGCCGCGGCUCGGCAUCCGGCCUGGGCGAGUUCAGUGCCAGGGCCCGGGAGGUGGAGCUGGAGCAUGAGGUCAAGCGGCUAAAGCAGGAGAACCAUAAGUUGCGGGAUCAGAAUGACGACUUGAAUGGACAGAUCCUGAGCCUCAGCCUCUAUGAAGCAAAGAACCUCUUUGCUACCCAGACCAAAGCCCAGUCUCUGGCUGCAGAAAUUGACACAGCCUCUCGAGAUGAGCUAAUGGAAGCCCUAAAAGAACAGGAGGAGAUCAACUUCCGGCUGAGGCAGUACAUGGACAAGAUUAUCCUGGCCAUCCUGGACCACAACCCCUCCAUCCUGGAGAUCAAGCACUGAGGCGGGGGCUGGCUGCAGAGCGGCCUUAGGACCUGGGGACCAAGGGGGCAGGCCCUGCCCGAGGAGGCGGGCCUGGGUCUGGGCCCCACACUCACACUGUAAAUGUACCUCUGGCCACCAUGCGUACCGUGUGCUGGUGUAUAUAUGGGCUGAGCGUGGGACCGUGGCUAUGUGGCACCUGCGCAGUGAGCUGUGCGUGCACUUUGUGACCCCUCUGCAAGGGGCAGAGGGUACUGGGAGCGGGAGGGAGCAAGGUCUGCUGUGGGAGUUCCUGCAAUAACAAGAACUGGAUAAAAUGAUUCUACCUCUGGGGAUAAGGAUUAGAAAUACUCCAGCGAGACAGCAAGGAGCAAAAUUGUGAUCUUGUCCAGGAGUCUGGUUGCUCUUCCAGCCUCUUUGGCCACCUUUCAAGCCCAGGUGUUUGAGCUCAAAGAGAAGGAAGGGGUGUCCGGGGGAAACCAGCCGAGGAGCCCCACGGGCAGCUCUCUGUGGAGCAGGUGUAUGAUGUCCAAAGGACUCAGGUUCGCAGAGCUGUAGGCAGGCCAUCCUCAUUUUGGGGGUGCUUGGCAUUUCUGGAGUUCUCCCUGCCCUCCCACCCCUGCUUACCUACCUCCCCUUUUUGGUUUUGUUUUGUUUUGUUUUUAAGACAAUGAAAUAUAAGCAGUAUUCACUUGGGUAUCAAACGAAGAAAGCAAAAAGAGAGAAGCAGCUUAGGGGGUGGGGUGUCAAAGCAGGUUGGGCAACCAAAGAAAUGAUUCCCAGGAGCAGGGCUCCCCACAGCUGGCAGAUGGACUGUCGCUUGUUGCUAGUGGACUCUUCACAGCCUGGUGAGGAUGGGCCUCGAUGGAUUCCAGAAUCCGAGCUCAGGCUCCACUGGGGAGCUAGCAAGGCCCCUUCAUCGGUCCUCAUCCUGGGGAGCAGCCACUGUGCUGGUGGGAGAUGCAGUUGGGAAAGUUGCAGAGAAACCUUUGUCUUCCAUGCUUCUAACACAUGGUGGGAUUUUUACACCAUGGAUUUUUAAUGUGAUCUCUCAUUCUAGGCAGCUGGGAGUAGAUAUGGGACUUUGAGUUCUCCAAUCUAUCUCAAUUUUCUAUAGCUCGUAAUUUAUUUCUUUUACCCAAAUUUGUAUAAACAUGUAUGGUCUUACUUCUUCCCCUACAGUUUCUUGUUUUCUUCAGCACAUCUAGUGGAAAAAGGAAGGUUUGGGCAUGUUGGGGAGGACAGAGCGGGUUGUGUGCAGAGAAGGCAGGCAGUGGAAGAUGAAGAGGGGACCUGGGGUCUUGGGUGUGUUCCCAGGUUUAGAGGCAGGACUGUGGCCAGGACUGAUCUUCAUUCCAUUCCAAUCAACUUUGCUUCUGUUGGAUUUUGUGAUUUCUUUUUAAUCAUAUGUGCAGUUUGAUCUCAUGCUGCAAAUAAUGGGGUUGCAUUGGUUCUGCCCAGGACUCUGGAAUUACCCAUACCAGGAAGACUGGGUGAGGAGUCAUCUCUGGUAGACUGUUCUCAGGACUCUGGGCUCCCCGAAAGGUCUGAGAAGAUGCAGACAGAGAAAGGUGGCCUGAGGAGUGAGUCUCUUGAGAAUUUGCCAGUAGCAAGGACUGGCCACAGCUUACAGGCAAAAGAAGAGUUAAGACUUGGCAUUGGUCUGGGUUUUAUAUUGGAAGAAGAGCCACUAAGGCCAGCCGAGUCAGGGCCCUGUUCCGUGGGGGCCUUACCCCAGGGAUGAGUGUUUUAUAAGUAGAUUUGUGUGUGUUCUUUAGCUGCAUUGAUGUGGAUUCAAUGUGUGGCCCAAAGAGGGCCACAGGGGCCAGAGUUAGAGCCACUAUGAAGGAAUUUCUGCCAGGGGAAAAGGGGGUGGGAAAAUGUCAGCCAGCCUGCUGCAUUCUCCUCGCUUCUCCUUGUAGGGGGUGCUAUUGGCAUGGGCUUCCUGAGUGGCAAGAAUGCCAAGCCUCAAAGACCCUCUGGACCUGGGCCAGUGUCAGGGAGGCCUCUGAGAGGGACUUUUAAAUGAGGGAGUGAGUUCCUUGUAAAACACACCUCACGUUAAACCCAACUUCCUUACUAUCUUCAGCCAGAAUACAUUUCUUAGAAAACGUUGUCACCUCAGCUCGUUAAGACCAUGUAUGUUUUGGGGCUGGAGAUGUAGUUCAGUGGUAGAGCGCUGUGCAAGGACCUGGAUCCAAAUCCCUACUACUGCCUCCCCACAAAAAAAAGCCACGUAUGUUUUCAGAAUGCUCUUCUGGUCCUGAAAACUAGCCUGAAGGGAGCAGAUGCCCCAGCCCCACAGCCUGGGCAGGUUCCUCUCUUGCUGUUUUCUGCCUUCCUUGCCCAUUUUCCAGCUGGGAGUUCUACCCCGGCUGUCCCUUGUUGUAGUGCUAGAUGGUAAACAUGGUGCCCAGUUAGAUUUGAAUUUGAGGCUAGGUGCAGUGGCACAUGCCUGUAUUCCCAGUGGUUUAGGAGGCUGAGGCAGGAGGAUCAAGUUCAAAGCCAGCCUCAGCAAUGUAGCAAGGCCCUGUCUAAAUAAAAUACAAAAAAAGGACAAGAGAUGUGGCUCAGUUAAGUGCCCAUGGGAUCAAUCCCUGGUACCUAAAUAAAUAAAUAAAUAAUAAAUAAAUAAAUUGAAUUUCAGAUACACAGCAAAUAAUUUUUAACUUUUAGAAUAAAUAUGUUCCAGUUAAUACUUGGGACAGUUUUUAAAUGAGCUUCAAAAAAUUUCAAUCCCCGAAGGGGCUGGGGUAUAGGUCAGUGGUUAGAACAUUUGCCUAGUGUAUGCGAUGCCCUGGGUUCAAUCCCCAGUACCAAAAAGCAAACAAAAAAACCCUGAUCCCUGGACAUUCUGGUUUGAUUGGGCCUCCUGGCCCAAGCCUCUGAAUCUGGGAGUGCCCCAGGUGUGUCUAACGUAACUGGGUGCCCUGUGUGGGAGUUUGGGGUGGGGUUGUUGCCAAACCCAGCAACCCUACCAAGGAGGGGUUGGUAGUAAUCUGAAGCUUAGAGAGUUCUUUUGGGUUUUUUCUUUUGUUUUUGUGGGGGUGAGGCAGUUUUUGUCUUUUAACUUUGAAGUAGCUGGAGUUAGACCUAGGUUAUUUUAUUUUAAACUGGUAGGUUUCUUUGGGAAUCAACAGAGGGGAAUUCCCUUUUCUUGACUUUAUUUCUGAUAUAUGAAAAUCACAAAGCUCAGAACCUCCCAGAGCACGGGGUCCUGAACAGGGGCUUCCAGCUUUGUGCACUGUAGUCAUCUGGAGAAAUUGGCAUCUCUGACGACUGGGCUGACUCUCCACAGGUCCAGACUGAAAUGCUGCGGCCCUGGCACCUCGACUGUAAAAAAUUUGUUGUUACAUAUUCAUCAUACACACAGUAUGACCAUAUAAUUUGACCAAUAUGCCUCCCCAGCACUUGCCCCCUCCCUCCCAUCCUCUGGUCCCCUGGUCUCUUUCAUCUACUGAUCUCCCUUUGAUUGUCAUGAGAUCCCCGCCCCUGCACCUUUCUUUUCCUUUUUCCUCUCUAGCUUAUACAUCCGACCCUUGACCUGAGUUUGACUUAUUUCAUUUAAUGAUGAUCUCUA
Molecule: messenger RNA, 5789 nt
Organism: Sciurus carolinensis (gray squirrel)
Lineage: Eukaryota; Metazoa; Chordata; Mammalia; Rodentia; Sciuridae
Gene: Rab11fip4
Product: RAB11 family interacting protein 4
Exons: 15
Coding region: 311-2230 (639 amino acids)
Biological process (GO): regulation of cytokinesis; endocytic recycling
Cellular component (GO): midbody; recycling endosome membrane; cleavage furrow
Molecular function (GO): calcium ion binding
Source: RefSeq, a predicted model, not a curated record